GUUUAACUUAGGACGACAAACACAGUUAGUUAGUUGUGUUUGCCUUACGUGUGAAACUAACCAGACAUACAAUAUCUCGUUACCUCAAAGCCCACCCACUCAUAACUCAUCCAAAUUAUUAUUCAAUCUCAAAUCCAACAACAAUAAUUCAAAUCAAUAAAUACACAAAUUAGGUUUACGCAACUUUCAAUUCAAUUUCAAUUCAAACCAACAAUCUCAUCUCAUCUCAUAAUCGCCGCCAUCAACCGUCAUGGAUCAUCAUCAACACUUCCUCCACCAUCAAGACCACCGUACACGAUUCGCUCCUCCACAUCUCCUCCCUCAACCACUUCCUCAUCCUCCUCCUCCACCUAUCUCUUACCGCACCACCACCCUUCCUCAACCACCUUACAACCCUCCUUUACCUCACCAAUCUUCUCAAUUCCCUAUUUACCAUCCAGAUCAUCAUCCCCCUCGCCGUUUCAUCAUUGAACCCCCUUGGAACCCUAAUCCCGAAGAUCGAUCCUCCAGAAUCGAUUACCACCGCGAAUCGCAUCACCACCAACACCAAAACCACCGUCCUCAGCCUUCUUAUCCACCACCUAUCCGUUACGAACAUGAAAGAUUGAACACCGAAGGAAACCCUAGGGAAUCCUUCCUCUAUCGCCAACACGUAACUGCCGCCGCAUCCGCCUCCACAUCGAAUCUGGCUUAUCAUGAAUCCGAUGACAGAAUCGAUAACAGAAGGUGGUUGAAUGAUAGAAAACUACACAAUUCUUCACCUCCUCAUUCACCUUCUUUUGAAUUGGUGAAUGAUGGAAUAACUGCACGAGAUUAUCAUAGUUCUGAAACCGUUAGGUUUAAUGGUGGUAGCAAUAGUAGUAGAUCCAAUAGUAGAGAGUGUAAUCACAAUCACGGUCGAGAAUUCAGUCGAACACCACCCAAGAAACAGAUUCAAAAGAAGAGUGCUCUUCUUAGAAUCCAAACGGUAAAACCUAAUCGGAGGAACCGUGAUGUUGAACAACGAUAUGUUCCUGAUUCUAAAGUUAAUUUCUUCAAGGGUAAUAGUAAAGAUCAACGUGGAGGUUAUACAAAGGGUGGUGGUGAAGAUAGAAAAAAAGAAAACCCUGUUGAAGAAUUUGACGUUUCUUGUGAAUCAAGUGUUCUUGUGGCUAAGCCGCGUAUUGUCACUUCCGGUGCAGUUUCUGGUAAACUGUCUUCUGUUGUUAGAACUGCGAAGGAAGGCGAUGCUUCAGAGAAGAAUGUAGGUGAUGCUUGUGAUCCUCAUGAGAAAAAUGGGGGGGAAGUUUCUGUUGAAGCUAGUGGUACUAGUAUUCUUAAAUUGGCCUCUAAGAUUGUGAAGAAGAAGAAAACUAUUAAAAGAAUGGUGAAGAAAGGUUCUGUAAAAUGUACUAAUCCGGGUGUGUCGGCUUCACCUUCGUUGGCCAAUGAAGUUGGUGGAAUUGUGGAAGAAAAUAGUGUGGCACGGAGCUCGUCCAAUGCUGCAUCUGGAACUGUUGAAACUGAAACUUGUUUGGAGGAGAAAAUCAAUGGUGUUGAUAAGGUGGCUGCGCCAGAAGAUGAAGGUGAUGCAUUGGAUGAAGAUAUAAAGGUGGGUUUGUCCUUGCUGAGUUCGAAGCCAGAAAGCAGGUCACAAGAAGGUAAGAACAGUGAAGAUUCUGAUAUUGGGAAAGAACCCAGGUUUGAAAAAGGUGGAAGUAUUUCAGAUACUCCAUCUUGUGUUUCUAGUAUUUUAGGUAAAAGUAGUUGUUCUGAUUGUUUAGAUGUGUGCAAUUCUGUUCAUGACUUGCUUAGCAUGACAAAUAUUGACAAGGCUACUAAGUCAUUAAAUGGAAGUACUUCUGAAAUCAAUCACUUGGAUUGUGGGAACAAGACAUUAUGUCAGAGUGAAGUAUCUCUAUCACCUGCGGAAAAUAUAGAUGUAGGAUGCUCAGGGAAUAGGAAUCUUGUAGACGUAGGGAAUCAAAUGAAUUACAAUGCCAUUUCCGCAGAUAUCGUAAGUACACAGAAUUCUGCUGAUGAUAGUGUUUACGGCUUCAAUUCCAAUGAUCUUACAAGUUCAGAAGAGAAAACUACUGUUAAUGACAGUGGGAAUAAUGACAUUGAUGGAGAGGCCUAUUGUGAAAAGAUUGCUCCUCUGAUCAAUCAAUAUUCUACAUCUGAAGAAAAUUCAGAUACAGCCAUCCCUUUGUCAAGUAGUAGAAUGGUUGCUUUUUCAAGUUUAGGAGAUACUAGGAUUCAGGAUGGUCAAGAUAGCCUACAACAUAUCAGUGUACUGAAGCAGGGGUCUGAUGAUGGAUUGUCUAGUUUGGAAGAGGGUAUCAUUGUUCACCAAUUUGAUAUCAUUAAAGAUGCUGAAAAGCAAGUGUCCCCUGGUGAAGUUCCCUUAUCUGCUGAGAAUUGUGACAUAGAUAAAACAUUUCCGAAUUCUAAUAUUUCACUUGGAUUUGAUGUAAGGGAUACAAGUAAGAUAGAAAAGAGAGAUGUUAAGACUCGUUUAAAUUUUUUGAGUUUGAAUUUGGAUGAUAUAUCUCUUCCUCCAGUUAACCAUUCAAAUGAUACUGAUAGAGGCUCAACAAUUUUAUUGAAGGAUCCAUGUGCUUCAGAAGUCUUGGAUGAUUCUAUUCAAAGCCUAGAUUUUUACUCGCUAUCCAACCAGGUUGGGGACACUGCUUUACAUGGGAAAAGGGCAUUUUCAGAGGCUGAGUUUUGUGUUGCAAAUAAUGACAAUGAUGAUGAAAAUGUUUCUAAGAGGAAAAAAGUCACUUCUAGUGACCCAAAUUUAACUCAAUUUCAAACUGAAUUUAGUGCUUCCAUUGUGGCUACCGCAUCUACUGCAGAAGUUCCUAUCAGUUUCAGUGAUAGACAAGAACAUAAGAAAGAUGACAUUGCAUUGUCAAGCAUGGGUAUGGAUAUUCAGUCUAAGGCCCAGUCUAUGCCUUAUUCGGGUGAUAUUGCUAAAUCGUCUGACUGUAGUUUCACUGGAGGAUCAUUUGAGUCUACAGAUGUAAAUAGGGAAACCAAGAGUUCUGAGCAUUUGGAAUUGCAAGUCUCUACACAAUGUGAGGACUUGGCAAUUCCAAAUGUUCAGUUUUCAGAGCAGAAAGAUAAUGUUACUCCAAUCGUGGUUAUAAGUAAUACUCAAACUGACAUUUUGGUUAUUGGAAAUAUCAUGGGAGAAAAGACAGAUUCACAGGUUGCUGAAAACAAUUGCCAUUAUGGAGAUGUUGUGCAAAGGUCUCCAACGGCUGAUAUGCUCUCUAAUGAUCUCAAUAUGAAGGGUGAUCUACUUUCUCAGGAGAACCGUAUGUCCUGCCCUGCUGUUGGUAUCAGUAACUCAAAUAAUGAAUUACCCGACGGUUUGCCUGAUGCUUUAUCCGAUAUGUAUUCUCAAGGGAUGACAUCUGAAUUACCAGAUAGAAUGAUUACUGAAGCUACAGCAAUGGAUAUUGAUGAAAACAUUCCUGGGAAUGAAGAAAAUAUAGAUUUUGUAUCUAUGGUCAAACAUGGUUCUGACUCGGAUACUUCAUCAAAACAGCAUACUGAAAAAACUACGAAGUCAGAUCAUGCAAUUGAAUGUAGUAACCAAAUCUCACGGAAUAUAAUCCCAGAACCAACCCAAGUUUUUUCCAAAGUUACACCAUUUGGUCUAAAUUCAUCAUGUUUUGGAUUAAAUGGAAGCAAAAAUCAGCCAGGUGGUGUCAUCCUUAAAGCUUCCAAGGGUCCUUCUUUUCCCUUUCCAAAGUCAAAGUCAAAGACUCCCGCCUCUUCAGUCCGUGCAUCAAAAUCUCGAACGUGGCGUCGGACAGAUAAUAAUCCUCCCGCCUCUCUUCCUAGAGUCAAUCUUUCAGCAGAAAUAGUUCCUUCCAAAAGGCCAAUUCUCCAAAGGAAAAAUAACUUUCAAAAUACUUCUUACAUUCGUAAAGGUAACAGUCUUGUUAGGAAUCCUAGUCCAGUUUCUGCUAUACCUCAAAUAUUGUCUACCAGUUCUGUGAGACCUACUCCAGUUUCUGCUAUACCUCAAAUCUCCUUUAUCAAUCCGCUACCUUUGGGCUUAGGGGAAAUACAUAAGGGUACUAAACCUGAAAGCAGGGCUGAUUUAACAGAUCAGCCAAUCUACUCAAAAACAAAAGUAUCAAAUACUUCUCUACCCAUUGAUAUUAAAUCAGGGGAAAACAUAUCUUCCCCAUUGUUAGAACCUCCUUCCAGUGGCUUCUGUGAAAAUGUAUCUGGUCCUAGGAAGUUCAUUGAAACUAAUGAUGCAUCAGCCUCCUCUGAAGGUGUACUAAAACAAUAUGAAACUCCUGAAAAUCAAACUGGUCCAUCUAGCAAUGGGGAAUGUCAAGGUGAAGCAAAUGAUGGAAAUAUUUCUUCUUUGAACUCAAAAAGAAUAGUUUAUAUAAAGCCGAAAACAAAUCAAUUGGUUGCAACUUCGAGUUCUUGUGAUACUAUUGUCUCUACUGAUGACAAAGGCCAAACAGCCAUCUCUGAUAGCUAUUACAAGAGGAAAAAAAAUCAAUUGGUCAGGUCUACAUUUGAAAACCAUGUCAACCAGACAUUUGCAAUGCCCAAUAACAUUGUAAAUUCUGAUGGUCAAGGGGACAGUAAAGUACUUUGCAAGAGAAGGUCUACCAAGAGGCGGUCACAUAAGGGUGCUGGGAUUUCGAGAAAAUCUUCCAGAGCAUCAUUAGUGUGGACACUUGGUAGCAAAAAUUCUUCUGGAAAUGACAGGAACUUCUGGCACUAUCAAAAGGUUUUACCGCACUUGGUUCCAUGGAAAAGAACGACAUAUUUAAGAAGCUUCAUUAACAAUUCUGCCUCAAGCUUCAAUAGUGGUUCCUUAUCUCCAGUCGGUAAGAAAUUGCUUCAGUUGAGAAAGAGGGAUACUGUUUACACCAGGUCAACCCGUGGGUUUUCUCUUUGGAAAUCCAAAGUUUUAGGUGUUGGUGGGUCUAGUUUAAAAUGGUCAAAAUCCAUUGAAAAGCACUCGAAGAAAGCCAAUGAGGAAGCCACACUUGCUGUUGCUGCUGUUGAGAGGAAGAAGAGAGAGAAGAAAGAUCCAGCUUGUAUUGGUCCUCAGACAAAGAGAGAACGUAUAUUUCGUGUUGGUUCAGUUCGCUACAGAAUGGAUCCUUCCAGGCGGACACUUCAGAGGAUUUCAGAUGAUGAAUCCCUGUCCUCUGCCUCAAUCAAUUCAGGUUUGGCGUCCAAAAAAGGUUACAUUCCAAGGAGAUUAGUGAUUGGAAAUGAUGAAUAUGUCCGAAUUGGCAAUGGGAACCAACUUAUCAGAGACCCAAAGAAACGAACUAGAAAAUUGGCAAAUGAAAAAGUUAGAUGGAGCUUGCACACUGCCAGGCAGCGGUUGGCUCGUAAGCAGAAGUACUGUCAGUUUUUCACAAGAUUUGGGAAAUGUAACAAGGAUGAUGGAGGGAAGUGUCCUUACAUUCAUGAUCCCUCAAAAAUUGCUGUCUGUACUAAGUUCCUGAAGGGUUUAUGUUCUACUCCAAACUGCAAAUUGACUCAUAAGGUUAUUCCGGAGAGAAUGCCUGAUUGUUCAUACUUUUUGCAAGGCCUAUGCUCAAACGAAAGUUGUCCAUAUAGACAUGUCAAUGUGAAUCCUAAGGCAUCUAUUUGUGAAGGUUUUCUUAAGGGUUAUUGUGCUGAUGGGAAUGAGUGUCGAAAGAAGCACAGCUACGUCUGUCCAAGUUUUGAAGCAACAGGAACCUGUACUCAAGGAAUCAAAUGCAAGCUUCACCACCCUAAAAAACAAAGCAAGGGAAAGAAAAGAAAGAGAUCCGAUGAUCAGAACAGCGGUAGAGGACGCUACUUUGGUUCUAUUCCUGCUGAUGUUUCUGAACCUUGGAUUAUGGUGGCUCCCAAAUUUCCUCAACAGGAUGAGGAACAUGAGAGUGAACUAACUGACUACAUCAGUCUUGAUGCAUAUGAAGAAGAGGAAGAUGCGGCUGACCAAUCAUUUGAGCUAUCAACAUUUUGUGACAAUGAUACCACGGAUCUUCAGUUGGAUACUUCUGAUGAACUCAUCAAUCCUGUUUCUAUAAUAAUGAAAUUUGGUUUGCAAUCUCAGUCUAGAAGCCUUCAAGCUUAGGCAAGUGGCAGAGAUUACAGACGGUUUUAAAGGAGGUAAUUAAGGUAAAACAUAGUUCUCACACUUUUCACACAUUUUUCUGAAAAUUUUGAGCUUAUUUAUUUUUAGUUUCUCUACAUUGUACACAACAUAUAGUCAUUUUCCCCCACCCCCUUUGAUUCUUGUGUAUAACAUUGUACAAAAUUGUAUUACAAUUGGCAAAUAAGAGAGAAAAUUUACUUGCUCUAA
Molecule: messenger RNA, 6334 nt
Organism: Trifolium pratense (red clover)
Lineage: Eukaryota; Viridiplantae; Streptophyta; Magnoliopsida; Fabales; Fabaceae
Exons: 10
Coding region: 251-6106 (1951 amino acids)
Cellular component (GO): nucleus
Molecular function (GO): metal ion binding
Source: RefSeq, a predicted model, not a curated record